AGUUAGUUUUAUAUUUAUGAUUAUUUAGUAUGAAAAUUUAUUUUUUAUAGUACCAGUUAGUUUUAUAUUUAUGAUUAUUUAGUAUGAAAAUUUAUUUUUAUAGUACGUCUCAUGGUUUCAGUACUAUUCUUCCUGAAGGAGCUAAAGAGGAGGUACAGUGUAAUGCAGGCUUCUUUGAAGGGGCACUGUUUCUCCUGAUAGGUAAGCUACCCAAGAUUUUUUUCUUUGAGAUGAGUUAUAUCCUUCAAGUCGACAUUUUUUUUUUCUUUCUUUUUUUAAAAAUUUAAAUAUAUAACUUUUUUUCCUUUUGAAAUCAGCUAUUACAAAGUUUUAUUAUGUUUUAUUUUUUUUUUUUAUUCUAUUAUUGAUUUGUUUUUUCUUAGAAAGCUGAACUUGAUAAUAUCAAAUAUUUCGUGAUCUCAAUUAUGUUUAGUUUUUGAUAUCAUGCUAUUAGUCAUAGUAUCAUUGAAGUAACCUUAACCAUCAUUGUGUUCCCAUGAUUUUUUCGAGAUACCUCUUCAGUAAACUAGUGCGAUCGUUGUGAAUCCAUCAGUAUAUGCUGUGGAAGGAAAAAAAUUAAUAAAUAAAAAAGUUAUUGUGAACACUCUAGAUCAAGAUGUCAAUCCAUCAUUGUGAAGAUGCAUUUAUUUAUGAAUUUAACAUAAAACUCUAUUUUAUGAAAAUAAAUGUGAUAUUUAUCAA
Molecule: messenger RNA, 702 nt
Organism: Nezara viridula (southern green stink bug)
Lineage: Eukaryota; Metazoa; Arthropoda; Insecta; Hemiptera; Pentatomidae
Source: the annotation of a GenBank genome assembly